UGUAGCUACUCAACUUCUCUGACAGGAUCUGUCUUUUUACCGAUCUUGCUGAUUUUCUUAUAAACAUGCCUAUUCAGCUGACAAGUCAGGCUUACUGUAAAAUGGUUUUACAUGCUGCCAAGUAUCCUCACUGCGCCGUGAAUGGAUUGCUGGUGGCAGAAAAAACGAAGGAGAAGAAGAAAGACAGCCACGGUGAACCAGUUUUGUGUGUGGACUGUGUGCCGCUGUUUCACGGUACACUUGCUCUGGCACCAAUGCUAGAAGUAGCUUUAACACUGAUUGAUACUUGGUGUAAAGAAAAUAGUUACGUCAUUGCUGGAUAUUAUCAAGCUAAUGAACGCACAAAGGAUUCAAGACCCAACCAAGUUGCUGAAAAAGUGGCUGCAAGAAUUUCUGAGAACUUCAGUGACGCUGCAAUUGUUAUGCUGGACAACAGUAGAUUAACAAUGAGCUGUUUCGAGCCUAUUGUGCUUAUCUAUGACCAUCAUGAAAACAAGUGGAAAAGCAGAGAAGUAACUUUUGACUGUUUUGAGGAUUGGAGCGAAGCACAGAAGAUCACAUCUGCUCUGUUAGAGGGCAGGUCCUACGAGAACUUGAUUGACUUUGACAAUCACUUGGAUGAUCUGAGGAACGACUGGACCAACCCUGUGAUCAACAAGUCCGUCCUGGAUCUGUGCUAAGAGAGUCAGUCUGAAGUACCCUGGACAGGCAGACAAAUAUUGCUGCUAUUUCAGCAUGCAUGAUGCUACUAAUCGUGUAGCACAGGAGUACAAAAAUGCUGAACAAAUGGUCUUUGUUCCAUCAAAACCCCCUCGUACUGAGGGUAACUUGCGGAGCAGUUAGGCCAAAAUCCUUCAAGGGCAAGCGCCAUACGUACUGUAUGUACACUGUUGGCAUGUGCUCACCUUUACAAUGUGAUACUGAGGUGAUGAAGGCAAUGUUUUUGACUGCAACUUUAAUGUUUCUUCAAUGGUUUGUGUUUAUUCAUAGUUGUGUGCAUAAAGUUAAAUUCUAGAGUAUUUCAUCUAUUGUUUCCUCUAAGAUUUUACAGCCAGUAGCCAUACAGAGAUCAAGUUCUAAAUUAUUAAAAAUGUAAGAUGAUUGUACAUGUUCUUUAUUAAAUGUCUAGUUUGUUUUAAGCCCUGAAACUAAAUUAACAUGUAGAACAGUAGUCUGAAUAGCAGUUUAAUUAAAAACAUUCAUAAAAUUAUAAGUAUAUAGAUGACAUAGAGCUGGAGAGAUGGGAAUCUUAAACAGUUUUGUCUUAUCUGACCAUCAGAUGUCACAUACCAACUCGAGUUCUUCUGUAGAUGCACCAGCAAUAACAUUGGGAUAUCAUUGGGAUGGUUGACUCAAGAGCUUUGCCUUUUAAAUUAUUAAUGCUUACACAAACCUUUCUAUGAUGCAUGUCUCCUGUUAUCAUCCCUGGUGGGCUUCAGAAUGUCAUUCUGGAUGAUACCGAUGUUGGGUUAUUGGCUUUUGAUUGUUGCUCUGGAAGAUUCUUUCUGAAAUACAAUACACUGAAUCAGAUCACAGGAAUGUGUGAAUUUUGUUUUGUGUAUGGUAUCUGUUAUAAGAAUUAGGUAGUAAGUCUUUAUUUAUACUUAAUUGACCACUCUAAAUACUACUGUUUAAUAAAUAAUGUUGAAACAUUUAAAUACUUACUGUGAGGAUGCAGAACUGCCUUUGUAUUUGACUUUAGAAUUAAUCAGUAAGAGCUAAUUAAAUAAUUGUUUGGAUGUCACAUUUUUUUACAGACAUUUUAUGAACUGAAUGUAAAAUGAAACCAACUUUUGAAACUAA
Messenger RNA from Sander lucioperca (pikeperch), 1803 nucleotides. RefSeq names its product ER membrane protein complex subunit 8 (gene emc8). Gene Ontology annotation, cellular component: EMC complex. NCBI's taxonomy places the organism in Eukaryota, Metazoa, Chordata, Actinopteri, Perciformes, Percidae. Bases 66 to 680 code for a protein of 204 amino acids. The transcript is spliced from 5 exons. The record is from RefSeq and is a predicted model, not a curated record.